GCCGUCGCAAGUCUCCGCCAUGCCGAAACCUACCCCCGUGGAGGAUCUCAUAAUCCCGCCUCAGGAUCAGAAAAUAUGUGGCACCAUCUGCGUGUGUCAAAUGACAGCAGUGCUCAGCUGUGUGGCUAUAGUGUACCUCACUGUGGCGAUAUACAUGCCCUACACCCGAGCUACCGCUUCAGGGAUUGAUCCAACACCGAUCAUGUGUACCACAACAAGAGCCGUUAACAAAGACAACUGUGACUGGGGAUCCUGUGGAGAAUGGUGUCUGAGUAAGACCUCCGGCGCUUGCAUCCAAAUCUAUGUCAACGUGCGAAAAAAUGGUUCGUCUUUACUACUAUCAGAAUGUGGAAGUGCUGCAAACAAAACGUGUUACGGCAUAGAUCAAGAAAAUGCUAAAAAGUACCACUGCAUCCGCGAUGAAUGUCGCAAUUUAACGGGAACCUUUAACUGUACUGAAGGUAAAUGUAUAAACAUAACAGAUGCUUUUGAGUGUGCGUUUAGAGAAACAGAUCCGCCAUUAAAAUGUUCUGGAAGAAGAGGAAAAAUAACUUGUAUAGACGUUCACGGUUUAUUUUCAUGUAACAGAGGAACUUGUAGAAAAAUAAGGACACCUUAUAAUUGUGACAGGCGCUGCGUUGAUAUCCCAACUCGUAAUAAAAACGUGAUAGUUUUGAGUGGGGAUCGAGUGUUUUUGGCAAAAUGUGCAAAACUAGCACAAGAAGAGGGAGGAGAAGUUGUUUGGAAUGACAACGGAGAAGAAGUACUUAUGCUGUCAUGCCAUGCUGUCCACAAUGGAACGUCUGGUGUUGUGGCUGUUGAUUGCAUAAAUGCAGCACUGCUGCCAAAAACUGAAAUUUAUGACUUGACCAAUUUUACUUAUUUGCAAUAUUUGUAUACCUCAAGAGCAGUUCCAAAUCGUGUGAUUGCUCCUUCAGAAGUAGAGUUGACGUUAGCCAAUGACAGUCGAUUGAUGAUUAACCUUGAAGGGUGCGUUAAUACUCUUGCUGAUGAAUGCAAGGAAUUUCUUAAAGAUUACGGACGAGAUGGAACAGAUCACAAUGCCAAAGCAAGAUUCCCUUGUUUUUAUACCGAAAACAUGGUGGACACAGUAGUAGCCAGAUUCGACUUAGACACCACCUACCGGCAGUUCCUGGUAGCUUUGGUCUUGCCCACAGUUUUGAUUGCGGUAUCUUGUGUAACGUUGAUACUGUGUCAGAAGACCAUAGAGGUCGGUGAUGAUGCGAAGAUGAGAUUCAAGGGUUGCACCAGUGGUCAAGCUGAAAUGCAAAUGUCUCCAAACGAUCCUGUUUCUCCACUUUGA
This is a messenger RNA of Pectinophora gossypiella (pink bollworm), 1324 nucleotides long. RefSeq lists its product as uncharacterized. The coding region runs from base 20 to 1324 and encodes 434 amino acids. Gene Ontology annotation, biological process: regulation of sodium ion transport. The record is from RefSeq and is a predicted model, not a curated record. The transcript has a single exon. NCBI's taxonomy places the organism in Eukaryota, Metazoa, Arthropoda, Insecta, Lepidoptera, Gelechiidae. Gene Ontology annotation, molecular function: sodium channel regulator activity.